AUGCCGCCUGGGUGCUGCCGCCUGCCAUGGCCUGACGGCGCCAGGUCCUGGGCCAUCACCCCCGCCGUCCUCCCAGCGCCCCAAGGCCAGGUCGAGCCGUGGACGGGGGAUCUGGGGCUGCAGGCCUCACACACUGCAGCAGGAAGCCUCAGGCAGAGCCGUGUCCAUCUGAAGAUGCUCAAGCUGGAGGAUCGUGACAGUCACGCCAGAGGCAUGCUGGCCGCAGUGAGCUGGGGAGAAGCAGAAGGACGCGAGAACCAUGGGAGGCUGGAGCUGGAGAAGCCUCUUCCUUCGUCAUGGCCAGAUGGCUCCCCGGGAAACUCUGCAGCGCUUUGUAAAAUCUGUUUCCGAGUGACUCAGGCUGGGAGUCUUGCAGCCUCCCCCCGGGGAGAAGGGCCGGCUUCUUCGGUGGAGGAAGCUCAUGCCUCACGAUUGGCUGGGACCUCUCGUUCGUUGGCUGCAGCCUCAUCCCUCCUGGCGGUUCCCCUCAGACCACCCUGGCCUAGUCGCCUCUCCCCCCUGCCUUCCCACAGUUACGUGUCCGCUGGCUUCCGCUGA
Molecule: messenger RNA, 558 nt
Organism: Rangifer tarandus platyrhynchus (Svalbard reindeer)
Lineage: Eukaryota; Metazoa; Chordata; Mammalia; Artiodactyla; Cervidae
Source: the annotation of a GenBank genome assembly